Messenger RNA from Mugil cephalus (flathead mullet), 830 nucleotides. RefSeq lists its product as uncharacterized. The record is from RefSeq and is a predicted model, not a curated record. Gene Ontology annotation, biological process: cell surface receptor signaling pathway. Bases 51 to 830 code for a protein of 259 amino acids. NCBI's taxonomy places the organism in Eukaryota, Metazoa, Chordata, Actinopteri, Mugiliformes, Mugilidae. The transcript is spliced from 4 exons. Gene Ontology annotation, molecular function: transmembrane signaling receptor activity.
CCUACUGGUCACAUUUGUUUGCUGGAGAGUCUGUUACCUUCAUAUGUGACAUGAAGGAAGGAGGAGUCGCUGACUGGGAUUAUAAAAUCUACAAGGAUGGUCAUGGAUUUACUCCCUACAGCACAGAUCAAAACUUCACAUUAAAGCUUUUGUCAACAGGUGACAGGGGUGAAUAUGUGUGCUGUGGUCUCCACAAGAGAUCAACUCUGACAAAGUGUAGUAAUACUGUCACUUUAACUGUAUCAGAUAGACCCAGGACCACACUGACAGCAGGACCAAUAGGAGACAUAGUGACACUGACCUGCUCUGUGGAGCCCUCUGCUGGAUGGAAAUAUGAGUGGUUCAGACGUAGCACAGACACCUCUGAAGUUCAAGUCAUAAAUGAUGGAGAAAACAGAGUUAUCAGUGUAUCACAAGGAGGAAUCUACUGGUGCAGAGGAGGAAGAGGAGGAAGAGGAGGAAGAGGAGAACCAGUUUACUACACUGAUCACAGUGAUUCAGUCACCAUUAAGAUAACCUUUCCCAACAAGGCUGUUGUAACACGACAACACAACUGGCCUCAGAUAUUCAGAGGUGAGAAGAUCACUCUGACAUGUGAGGUCCAGGGAGGUGAAGACACUGAGUGGAUAUAUGGAUGGAGUAAACCCAGGUCAUCUAUACACUGGACAAACAAUAAAUACUGGACUUUCACUGCUUCUGAGUCCAGCAGUGGAGACUACAUGUGUAGGAGUAGACUCAGAGAUGACUCAUAUUCUUCAACAGAGUGGAGUGAAGCCAUCACAUUGUCAGUAUCUGAGGUGUGUGAGAAGUGUGUCGUGUCUUCAGCUUAA